UUCUUAAACUACUUCCUUAAAACAUUUCAAAAUAAGAUCAAUCUUUCCAGCAUGACGUCCCAGCGCCGUUGAACGAUCGAUGGGCUUUACAUGAGGCUUUUAUUUUGAAGCCGGGGUCAUUACUCUCGUUCUCGUCGAGCCCUGACGGAGCCAGCGACCGCUCAGGACCGUGGGAGGGUUAAUCACGUUUGAACGGUGAGCUCCGUGGAGGUACGGUACAGUCCUCCGCGAUGAGGCUCCGUUUGGCCGGAGCCGUGCUGCUGUCGGCGGCCGCCUACUACGUCUACCUGCCGCUACCAAGCGGCGUGAGCGAACCGUGGAAGCUGAUGCUGCUGGACGCGCUUUUCCGGAGCUUCAUGCAGGCGAGCGACGUGGCUCACGCGAUGGGCGUGUGCCAUCGUGUCCACCUGUUGAACCGGGUGGUGUCCUGGUUGGAGGUGAUCGAGGCUCGCUCCAGCCCCGCCGUGAACGUCACGGACUCCACGCUGGGAGGUGUGCCCACCCGGGUGUUUCGGCCCAUCGGAGGGGAGAAGCUGAGAAGAGGAGUUAUUUAUUUCCACGGUGGAGGCUGGGCCCUCGGCAGCGGGCGAAUGCGCUCCUAUGACUCUCUCUGUCGGAGGAUGGCGGAGGAUCUGGAUGCUGUCGUUAUGUCGGUGGACUACCGCCUUGUUCCAGAGGCAGUGUUCCCAGAUCAGUACUAUGAUGUGCUAGCGGCGUCGCGGGCCUUCCUGUCCACUGAGGUUUUAGAACACUACAGCAUCGAUCCAGAGAGGGUGUGUGUGUCGGGAGACAGUGCUGGGGGAAACCUGGCUGCCGCUGUGGCACAAAAGCUCGGCUCAGACGACACCCUGAAAGUGAAGUUCAAGGCCCAGGCGCUGAUCUACCCCGUGCUGCAGGCUCUCGACUUCCACACCCCAUCCUACCAGCAGAACCAGGCUGUGCCAAUCCUCUACAGGCCCGUCAUGGCUCGCUUCUGGCUCCAGUACCUGGGCGCUAACUCCUCCCUGGAGCCCCUCCUGCUCGCCAACAACCACAGCUCCCUGGACGAGUCUGGCAUCAGCGCAGACAUUCGCUCCAAGCUGAACUGGACCGCUUUGCUUCCGACUGAACGCAGGAAGCACUUCCAGCCGGUGGUUAAACAAACUGGGUCACCCGGCGUAGUGGGCGAGGUGCCGGGGCUGAUGGACGUGAGGGCAUCGCCGCUGCUGGCGGAGCAGGACGUUCUGGGUAAGACGCCUAAAGCGUAUGUGAUGACCUGCGAGUUUGACGUGCUGAGGGACGACGGCUUAAUGUACGCCAGACGUUUGCAGGACGCUGGCGUCACAGUGACCAGUGACCACUAUGAGGACGGCUUUCACGGUUGCAUGGUGUUUGCAUCCAUGCCGGUGAUGUCGAAUGUGGGACAGAGAAGCAUGAGCAACUAUAUCCACUGGCUGGACCAGAAUCUGUAGAUAAAAAAACAAAAAACACAUUGUUUCCAUUUUGUGGCACCAAAGACAAACUGGAGCAGAAAUCUGGGAAAGCUCCUAGAUAAUAAUAAAAAAAAAAAAAUCACAGAUGUUAAAACAUCCCAGCUUUAGCACAGAAGGUCAAACGUUGGAACCACUGUGUUUGUGCUGCUUUGGAAGGGAGCAUCAGUUUAGCACAUUAAGUUUAAAAUCACUGGACCUGCAGUCACACAGCACAGUGCAUCCGCAGUGUAUCCUGAACCCAAACCACCUUCAACCAACUGUAACCAAAGAAAUAGAGAUUUAUAUGGAGAACAUAUCUGUAUAUUUAAUGGCAAACUUAUUAUUUUUUAUUUUAUUUAUUAGUUUUAUAAAACUACAGAAUAUAACUUGUAGAAAACCUCUUGGCUGGCAGGUGAUUUAUUAAAAACAACUAUUUACUGCUGUGCUUAUUGUACUCAGCUGUGCAGGAAAUCACAUUAUCAUAAUUUGACAUCAUCACUGCCAGAUGUAACUGAGCUCCACAGCUCUGCCCACAGAAGUCAAAAACCAUACCUGCUUUAAAGUUGGCUCAUGUCCUCAGGCAGCGAUCUGUUAGAUGCUGCCUGGAAGUCCAAUUCUGACCUCUUGGCCUUGUUUGGAGUGAAUGUCUGUGUGAAUGUACCCUCAUACUUGGCAACUAUAGUCUGAUAUGGGGGGAGUCUUUACACUAAAAUUGCUGUUUAAUUCCUGAGUCGUAGCCAAAAACCUCGCUGUACGUGGUUUUGUAGCUGACGGUUGGUCGUUAGGGGAUAUUCCACCCUCUGAUUGCACAGGAAACCCUCUAAUGUAUUUAACCAGAUGGCGCUGCUAUUGGCUCCUGCUGGUAGUUGCUUCAGUCGCUCGCCUCAAUGUAUAGAAAAGCUUAAAUCUGGAGCUGCUGAUGCUCGUUUUGCCUGUCGUUGCUAUGAGCUGCUGAAUUUUCUGAAAGACCCAGCGCUCAUCAUCGGUGAGAAUCCUCGCCGGGAAAGUUGGGUCUAGGAAGCAAUCUAAAAAUAGCGACCGGCAACGGAAGCGAUCCAGAGGUGCAAAGGUGAUGACCCUGAAGGGGAAAUUUGAAUCAAGUGGUUUUUGAUUUUUAUCAAAAGAAAACCGCUUUUCUGUGUUUCUCUGGGAAUAUAAAAUAGACAGAAUUAAGAAACUCAAAUAAAAUGGAAGCUAGAGAAAAUAAUCGAGUCUACACUGUAUAGAUUUUUAUUUAAACCCAUGUAACUCAUUUGUUGGGGGAGAUACACCUACACACUGGAGAAAAAAGUUUAUUUAGUGCAAUAAUUACUCCUUGAUGUGCAGAAUUGCAGGAGAAAACAACACAAUCACAACUUAAUUGGCGUUGAAGGAUAAUCUGCGACUCAUUUCUUUAGAUUCUUUGAAUUUAUUUCUUUUUCUCAGAAGCAUUUUUUAACCCUCAGAAGUCUAAAACCUCGAGCUACCCCAAACUUAAUCUUGUACUUUUGAAAAAAGGAAAAAAAAGAAAAGGAAAAAGAAGGAAGUUUUUGUUGCAUGGUAGACCAUUGACUGCAUUUUUCCUCCUUUAAUUGCAUUGACUUUGGCAAUUUUAAAAGCAACAAAUCACAUAUUCUGGUGGCUGAUAGCAGGCUCGAUCACAAAAGCACAUCAUUUGCUGAAGAUUGGACUUGGUGACAUUUUAGGACUAAAAUUACAGAUGAAAACCUUCAAUUUGAAAUCUCUAUUUUCAGCAUAAUUCUGAAAAGAAAUU
Molecule: messenger RNA, 3204 nt
Organism: Archocentrus centrarchus (flier cichlid)
Lineage: Eukaryota; Metazoa; Chordata; Actinopteri; Cichliformes; Cichlidae
Product: neutral cholesterol ester hydrolase 1-like
Exons: 5
Coding region: 231-1451 (406 amino acids)
Cellular component (GO): membrane
Molecular function (GO): carboxylic ester hydrolase activity
Source: RefSeq, a predicted model, not a curated record